This is a messenger RNA of Acanthoscelides obtectus, 2572 nucleotides long. The record is from the annotation of a GenBank genome assembly. NCBI's taxonomy places the organism in Eukaryota, Metazoa, Arthropoda, Insecta, Coleoptera, Chrysomelidae.
ACUCUUUGAAAUUUCGCAAUAAUUAGCCAGACUGGCCUCAGAGUCUAUGAGAAGUCUUGAAGAACGACUGAUAGAACUGUGUAUGAAAUAUGAGACAUUUUCUUUGGUCUUCAAUACUAGGCCUGGACUUUCUUUCGGAGGACUUGAUUGGCCUAUUUCCAUUUGACACCACCUUUGAUGGUGAGGUUAUCGUCAUUGACAAUCCCAACCAAAUUCGGCGUAUCGAACGAAUAUCUCCCCGCAGUGAAAAUGUUUUGAAUGCGCCUGGAAGCAAGUCAGGCACUCAAAAAGCAUCGGAAAUUUCAGUAGAGCGUCUUUGUGACACAGAUUUUGAUUGACAACAAUUUUUGACAGGAGGGAAAAUGUUUCCUUAUCUCAUUGAAGAGAGGGAGUCGUCGAAGAAAUUAUCCAGAAAUCCGUCACCGAAGAGGAGUUUGGCCAACGACGACAGAGCAGGAGAUACCAUCAACAGGUUGGGACAAAAUGUAUUUACGCCGAGAUAUCAAAAUUCCAGAUCACCAGUUUCUAGUCCACCGAAAUCACCAACAAGCAAAAAGCCACCGAAAAUCAAAAGAGAAUCCAUGUUUGACUACAAAUCAGAGGCUGCCAGAAAGGUAGAAAUGAUAGCUAGAGGAAGGGAAGAGAGGCGUCAGAAGCAGGCGGAUGAAAGAGCGAUUAGGGAUCAGAUGAACCACCUAGAGCAGAACAACCCAAAUUGGGAAUUUGAGCAGAUGAUCAACGAAUAUAAAAGCUCGCUGGAUUUCAGACCACUCAGAGAAAGCGAUCCAGUUGUUGAGAACCAGAUCACUGUGUGUGUCAGAAAGAGACCGUUGAACGAAAAAGAAAUCAACAGGAGAGAGCUUGAUGUGAUCUCAGUCCCUACGAAGAACCAACUGAUCGUCCAUGAGCCCAAACAAAAGGUGGACCUGACCAAAUACCUGGAAAACCAGCACUUUCGUUUUGACUAUGUGUUCGACGAGUCUUGUUCUAACGAUCUGGUGUACAAAUUCACCGCCAGACCUUUGGUGAAAACCAUCUUUGAGGGAGGCAUGGCCACAUGUUUUGCCUAUGGGCAGACUGGAUCAGGAAAAACGCAUACCAUGGGUGGAGAGUUCAGAGGAAAGCAGCAGAAUUUUAAGAAUGGCAUAUAUGGUCUUGUAGCACAGGAUGUAUUCCGAUAUCUGACCCACCCCAAGUAUGCAAGAAUGAAUUACAGUGUUUCAGCCAGCUUUUUCGAAAUAUACGGCAAACUAGUAUUUGACCUGCUGGCGAAAAAACAACGCCUGCGUGUUUUGGAGGAUGGUAAGCAACAAGUUCAAGUUGUUGGAUUGACUGAAAAAGUGGUUAAUAAGGUAGAACACGUUUUCGACUUGAUCCAAAAAGGAAGUUUGGAAAGAACGUCCGGACAAACGUCAGCAAACUCAAAUUCCUCACGAUCUCACGCAGUCUUCCAGAUAAUACUAAGACGGUCAGGUUCCAGGCAAAUUGAAGGAAAGUUCUCUCUCAUAGACCUCGCUGGGAACGAACGAGGGGCUGACAAUAAUAAAUCCAAUAGGCAAACAAGGAUUGAAGGAGCCGACAUCAACAAAAGUUUGCUGGCACUGAAAGAGUGCAUACGGGCGCUCGGAAGGAAAGGAGCGCAUCUUCCGUUUAGGGGAAGUAAACUGACGCAAGUGCUGCGAGACUCAUUCAUAGGCGAGAAGUCCAGGACCUGCAUGAUCGCUCUCGUCUCUCCAGGGAACUAUUCCGUAGAUCAUUCUUUGAAUACUCUCAGAUAUGCUGAUCGGGUAAAGGAGCUGAUAGCGAACGACAGCCUGGAAAUGGAAGCCGGUGACGAAGUGCCGAUGGCCCUUCAGGAGGAUGACAACUCCGAGGAGGCGUACGACGUGGACGAAGAAAUGCUGAAGGCUGAGGAAAAGCGGUUACAGAUCUCCUCGCUUGAAUGGGAGCUGCGAGAGAGUCAGCGGCAUGUUAUACAGAGCUGUGUCAAUUUUCAUGAUAUGGCCUGUGAUCUUUAUAACUCUGCCGAUACUAACGGAUUCGACAGAGUGCACUACGCUAAGAAAUGGCGAAACUUAUUGAACGAGAUCGUCGACAUACAAAAAGGCGCCCUGAUAAAAGCCACUGAAUUUGUUAACGCCAUUGAGGGUUCUUGAAUUGUACCUUAUGUGCAGAUUGUUUUUGCGAUGUAUAUGUGCAUGUUUUUUUGAUGUAAAGCUUUACAAUGAUUUUACAAUAAAAUGAUAUAUCAACGAAACACAUUGAAUUAUUGAGGGCAUAUCUUUUCCUUCAGGAUCGGCGUCUAAGUGAUUAUUAUUAUAGAAUGUUGAGAAUCUACCAAUGGUUUUAUUAAAUGAUUUCAGUGCGUAUACCUAUAGCAAAGCGUAGAUAACAAUCAGCUAAGAAACUCUCCUUCCAGUGUCAAAAUCGGCCUCCAUUUCGGCGGGAAAAUCGCAUGUGGAUUCCCCUAGUACAACGAUGAAAGAGAUUUUAGUGUUAAUCAGCAGCCGACAUUGCCACGUAUCAUGCCAGCGGCCGCAGAUAUUCUUUGCAAUCGUAAAAUGAUAAUAUU